Molecule: messenger RNA, 5452 nt
Organism: Dimorphilus gyrociliatus
Lineage: Eukaryota; Metazoa; Annelida; Polychaeta; Dinophilidae
Source: the annotation of a GenBank genome assembly
AAUGAAAAAGGAAAAGAAAAAAGAUAAAAGAAAAACUAAGAGAAAUAUUAAUAAAACUUGUGGAGCGGUCGAAGAAGAAUAUAUCACGGGUGAUGAACUGGCUCCGCCAGUACCCUUACCCCCUCCAGCGCCGCCCCCAUCCAAGUUGUCGCCAAGUUUGCAAUCAGUUAUACCAUUCAUGAAACAAAGAGUGAAUCAAGUUGAAUCGAAAGCGAAAAAAAAGAAGAAAAAGUGUGAAAAGAGCAUGAAAUUGAUAACAAGAGAAUUAAUUGACGAUAUUUCUAAACUAGGCUUCAGUUACGAGCCGAGCAGUGAUAGUGACGAUAACUGCACUACAAGGAAUGAAAACUUUCAACGUGUUUCUAGUAAAGAGAAGAUAAAGGAGAUGCAGAAAAAUACUGCUGAAGAUCUGGACUUAUUCUCAAUCAACGAAGACGAUGAUUGUGAAGAUACGGUGUCUAAAUCGACCGUUUUAUCAGCAAAAUCUGUGCAGGCGAUAGUAACUAAACAAGCAGCUCCUCUCUCAUCUGUCAUUAUUCCACCUAAUAGGCUUGUUCCUUUACCCGCCUUUACUUUAGCCAAACAAACGACGGACAUUCGAGCAAGAUUUCCUACUCCGUUUGCAGUUGUCGCCCAUAAUCCUCAUCCUCUAUUCGUAGCUACCUCCACUACGCGGAGAACUACAACGGGACCAACAGUCCAUGUUCCUCUUCUCUACUCCCAUUCGCCAAUAGUUUUUAGACAGCAGCCGUCAACUUCGAUUAUGCAAAGUGUCUCACCUAGAACUCUGCCCUCCGCUCACCUUACUCCGUCCAGACCUCAGACUUACACGCGAGUACUAACGCAUAUAGCUGGAACGACUGGACCCUCUCCGUACAUUUGUGCUUAUACACCUCCAAUCACGUCAAAUUCAUAUCAUAUUAGUUAUGAUAGAAAAAACGACUCGAAGGUUUUUUGGAAAAAAAAACCUCUGUCGGUAACAUUACCACCAAAUAAGCCAAACACAAUAAAAAAAACUAAUUCUUCAACUGAUGAAGAUAAGAGCGAACUAACUCUGAUUGAUGUUGAGUAUUUGCUAAAAUUUUGCAAAGAUAUAAUAGACGAUAGCGAAAAAGUCAAAACAGUGGAAUGUACAUCGGAAGAGAAUAUUUUUGAAAUGAAUACUAAACCAAGAAAUGUUACUACGUUAGCAAAAAAUACUGAUAAUACAGAUUUUUGGCUUAGAGUUCACACGUUAAAAAGUCAAAGAGACGGAGGUAUUUUAGAUCAUGAUGAUAAAUUACACGACGUUGUGGAUGACAGAGAACAGUUAAUCGCAUUGUAUGAAGAAGCAAACACUUCAGUUCACCAUGUGGGAGACGGGCGAAGUUCAGCGGGUACCACGAGUCCAGAAAUGAUUCAUGUAUCUGCAAGCGCUGUUUCGUACGAAAGACACGAUAAGUGGUUACCUAAUCAGAAUGAUAUCGUUGUCACGACUAAAGAUAUAAAUGCUUCAUCUGUUAAGUUGAGAGUUCGACGAGGAAGCGAGCCAGCAUUAAAUAAAGUUGGCCUUCCACCCCCUUAUCCAAUAGAUAAACAAUUCAGCACCCAAGCUAACGAUUAUCCUUCAAAAGCUAAUGACUUUCCCAUAAAGCAUGAGCGAUCUGGUUCGGACGAUUGUAGUGCCUUUUCAAGAUUUCAAAGGAGGUCUCUGCACAGUAAUAAUGUAAACAUGUGGAAGUGGUUUGAGGCUCAAGAAAAGAUCGAGGAGAGAUCAAUGGAAGGGUCAGCUUAUCUUAGCUCAUCAGCUCUACGUGUACCCUCGGAUCAUGAGGAAACACAUAACGAUCGACACGAACCACUUGGAGAAUCAUCCAGUUCAAAUUCCGAGGAGAAAGCUGCAGACACUUUAUCAAUGUCACCUCCACUUCCACAAAGUGAACCUCCUUCUAGAAAAAGGACACUUACACUCAUGGCCGAUGGCGGACUAUUAGGAAUACACGUUGUACCUAAUUUCGACAAUAAUAAAAAGGAAAACGGCCUUGUAAUUCACAGUAUAGAACCGAAUAAAGCUGUUGCAAAGGACGGUAGGCUAAAAGAGAAGGAUUGUAUUCUAGAAAUAAAUGGAAUUAACCUUUACGGCCUCCCAUUUAAUAGGGCCAAAGAUAUCUUCAAAGAUGCCUUACGAAAAAAUUCAGUUGAUUUGUUGGUAGAAUCACCCUGUCUCUCAGAAGAAAUCGUUUCCCAAGAAACUAAGCCUGUAUCUCCUAAAAAAACAACCCCCGAAGUGCCUCCAAGAAACCCAAACACUGUCCUAACGCCCCAAAAACACUCUCUGUCCAAUACAAGAAAAAUUGGCACUGAAAUAACCAUUCAAUUAAUUAAGGGAAAGGAUGGUUUAGGGUUCAGCGUAACAACUCGAGAUAAUCCAGGAGGGGGUCGUUCCCCUAUCUAUGUUAAAAAUAUAUUACCGAGAGGGGCAGCUAUAACAGAUGGAAAGCUUCAAAAGGGUGAUAGAAUACUUAAAGUUAAUGGAAUUGAUAUGACAGAAAAGACACAAGAAGAAGCCGUCAAUCUUCUAAAACAAGUUAGACAAGGCUCUUCGGUUGAUUUAGUCGUCUCUCGUCAAGUUCCCUUAUCGUCUACGUCUUCAGAUAAUCAACAAUUUUCUCUUCCCCGUCAAAUGAAUUCAUGUGCCUCACCUGACACUGAACAGUCGCCUGAAGAUCAUCAGACGCCUCCAGACGAAGAAGUAGGCAAGGAAGAGAUUUUAGAAUUUGAAGUUGCUAGUAACGAUACUAAUUCCGCCGGUUUGGGUGUGGCAGUUAAGGGAAAGAUCGAUGAUAAUGGACAUGUAGGUCUUUUCAUCAAAAGUAUUAUACCUGGAGGAGCGGCAUUUAAAGAUAGCAGAUUGAAAAUAAAUGAUCAGAUUUUAGAAGUAAACGGGCAUGGUCUUAAAGGUCAAACGAAUAGUGAGGCAAUGGACGAACUAAAAAAUGCAGUAAAAAUAGGUGGAAGGCAUAGUAUUCGAGUUAAAGUUCGCCGCAUAUCGAAUAGCGAUGUUUCUGAAGAUAAAAAUAAUAAUUUCGCCAAGGAUGACAACAAUGGAUUGAGAAACGAAUCGUAUUAUAGAGCUAAUUAUGAUUCUCUGGCCAUGGAUAGCUUUUUGAGCCAAGAAAAGUCGAAUAAAGCACACAAAGAGGCCUUGAUUGAAGAAAGGAAUAAUGUAAACAAUCCUGUCAAACCACUUAGCGACAAAAAUAACAAGAUUGUUAGCGAUGAUGGAGUCUUUAAAAAACCGAAACCGAGCGUUCUACCAUCGUUUGCCGAUGCCACUGACGCUAAGAUUAAAUCACCAGAGGAAAAUAAACAAGAUUUCAUUCCAGAAACGCCGACAAAAAUCGACGAUCUAAAACCGUUUGAUAGAGACGCCCCGGGACGUCGUAGUAUAUCUGAAAAGAGGAAAGGUCAUGGUGACCCGAAUUCUAUUGAAUUUUAUCAGAAAUUAAAGCAUUCAAAAAAAGACAGUGAUCCCCUAGCAGCAAGCGCUCCAACUAAUUUGAAAAGAGUCAUUUCUGCUGAAUGUCUUAGCAGCACUAACACUGAACAAUUGUGCGAAUGCAAGCUCAAAGCUCAACAAGUCGGGCCUACUUUGGGAUUAAAAAAGUCUAGUUCAUUGGAAUCACUUCAGGCUGCAGUACACGACGCUACCCUCCGUGAUCCUGAACAAGAUAAAAAGACGUUCAAACAACCAAAGCCAGUCUCCAGAGGUAGAGGAUGCAAUGAAAGUUUUCGAGCUGCCGUUGAUAGGUCUUAUGAACCUGAUGACCUUCCUCAACUCGAUUCUUUGGAUGAAGAAACUGAUGGAGGUUUAUCAUCAGCUAGUUCCCAAAAACCAAUUAAUCGAAAGAGAUCAAAAGAAAGAUUAGGUUUGUUAAAAGUGUUCAAAUUUGGAAAGAGUAAGAAGAAUGAUGGUGAAAGUACAAAGCAACAAAAGAAGAAAUUACAGGAAUCUCAGCAAUCACGGCAGAGAAGAGGAAUCACUGUCGAUAAAAUGGUUGCAAUGAAACAAAAAUAUAUGGAUGAGCAUCAGUCUAGGGGAGGUAAAUAUCCGAAUGAGGAAGUUGAACCAACGUACUUGGCACAAUCUUAUCCUGCUCGGCGGCCUGCAGAGAGGGUUGAAAGACCUAAUCUUAGACAACCUCAACAACCAAUUGACUUUGUUAGAGCAAAUAUGAACACGAAUGAAAGGAUGGAAGAAGAAGCAAUGAAGUUUAGGCAGAAACUUCCCUCUUCGAAAUCCGCUCAAAAUUUACAACAUCAGAUAAAUCAACAAAGAGUUUAUGACCGACUGGCUCAAUCGCAACAUGUUCCAAAUGCGUCAGAUCGACGAAGUCGGCACCAUCAAGCCUAUUCUACAAGUUCUCAGCCAGAUAAAGCUAUGGAUUUAAACGAUUUAGCUAUGCCUUCAAAUAUUCAUGUAUUCGAUCCUCUUACUCGAUCGCAGUUCGAUCCUAGAACGUCUCGAUUCGCUCCGCCCAAUCCUUACAUUAAUCGUCAACAACGGUCAGAUUAUGGACCACUUGAACCCCGGGUCUUUGAUCCUCGUUUUCCUUCUCGUCCCUCAUCUACUAUUCCUAGUAGAAGCUCUUCUCCCCCAAGAAUAAAUGGCUAUCGUUCAAAUACACCUACCAACUCUUUAGGUUAUCUUUCUCAUCACCAUCGGAAACCUCCACUCCCACCCUCUUCGAAUAUUCAUGAACUUGAUGAUCCACGAUCUGUGUACAGACCAUCAGAGACAAUACACUACGGCUCUCUUGGUCGCCGACCAACACCUAGAAUAUCUAAUUCAGCUCAGACUACGUCAUCUUGUAAUAUAAAGGAUUUAGAUGAUACAUUGACAAAAGAAAAUAUAGACCUAAAUGAGGGAUUUGAGAAUGAAGAUAAUCUUACUCUUUUUCUGGCUGCAUGUAUUGGGGGCAAUCAUCAAUUAAUAAAGUAUACCUUGUCUAAAGGAGCAGAUAUAUGGUCAAUGACUUCUUUCGGAGAUAAUGCGUUAUAUUUGCUUGUUCAUUCGUUGUGUGAAAAAGAAUACGAUACGAGGCACAUUGCAAUACUAGAAGAUCUAAAGCAAGCUGGUUGUCUUAUCGAUAGCCCGAAUUGUGAAGGUUAUACGCCCCUGCAUAGGGCAGCUGCUGGAGGGUAUAUGUAUAUCGUGGACUGGUUACUAGAAAAUGGAGCAGAUCCUUCAAUAUUGAACGUGCAUGGACUACAACCCCAUGAAGUUGCCUACCUACAUGGUCAUUUUCAAGUAUCAGGGAAAUUAAAAGCUUAUACUUUUAUACGUAAACUACAGUUGUCGUUAAGUAGGAGAAAUAGAUUGGAGAGUUGUGAAAGUAAUUUUAAUUACAGCAAUACCAGUUUUAGAAUAAGUGAAUGGCUAGAUGAUGUUAACCAAUGGAAUACAAAAUAA